Molecule: messenger RNA, 885 nt
Organism: Neltuma alba
Lineage: Eukaryota; Viridiplantae; Streptophyta; Magnoliopsida; Fabales; Fabaceae
Product: high mobility group B protein 1-like
Exons: 8
Coding region: 108-611 (167 amino acids)
Source: RefSeq, a predicted model, not a curated record
UCCCUUUUCCUUUGGUACAAUACCCGCUUAAUUCUCUUCUUUUUUGUUCGCUUCGCGUUCGCGUGAUUGAUCCCCUGGUCUUUCGUUCCUCGAAAGGAAUUUGAACUAUGAAAAACGGCAAGGGGAAGGGAGCAGCUGAUGAUCGGAUGGUUGGCAAGCGAAAGGCCGCUCUAAAGCCUGACAAGAGCAGGGCAAAAAUGUCCAAGAAGGCGAGGAAUGCCAAGAAAGAUCCCAACAAACCAAAAAGACCGCCCAGUGCUUUUUUUGUCUUCCUUGAGGAGUUCAGAAAGACCUUUAAGGCAGAAAAUCCUAAUGUGAAGGCUGUAUCAGCUGUGGGGAAGGCUGGAGGAGAGAAAUGGAAAUCUCUGACUACUGCUGAGAAAGCUCCAUAUGAAGCCAAGGCUGCAAAAAAGAAAGCUGAGUAUGAAAAACUCAUGAAUGCAUAUAAUAAAAAGCAGACAAACUUAGUCAAUGACAGAGAUGAGGAAUCGGAUAAGUCCCAGUCUGAAGUGCAUGAUGAAGAGGAUGAAGCCAGUGGAGAGGAAGCACACCAAGAAGAGGAGGAUGAAGAGGAGAACGAUGAAGACGACGAUGAUGAAGAGGAUGACUGAAUGCUGCUCACAUCUUAGUUCAUGAUGUCUCCUAUGUUAGGAGGCUACUAUGUUGUAGUUCAUGUUCACUAGUUACUGGGCUACUGUAUGUUAGUCCUUGUACUUUAGUUCAACUUUUUAGCAUUGGAGCCUGAAAUGUGUUGGCUUAAAAGUACCAUAGUUUUCUUUUACAUCAAAUUGGUACUUACAUAUGCAGCCAAAGCAUCUAUGUAUUUUGUACACAAAGAACUUGGUAUGAAUGAAAGAUAAAGUUUAACCGAAUUGUUCAGCAAAA